Mycetomoellerius zeteki is the source of this 1425-nucleotide messenger RNA. Its product is annotated as pentatricopeptide repeat-containing protein 2, mitochondrial. Gene Ontology annotation, molecular function: RNA binding. The coding region runs from base 119 to 1300 and encodes 393 amino acids. Gene Ontology annotation, cellular component: mitochondrion. Gene Ontology annotation, biological process: regulation of mRNA processing; multicellular organism development; mitochondrion organization. The record is from RefSeq and is a predicted model, not a curated record. Lineage: Eukaryota; Metazoa; Arthropoda; Insecta; Hymenoptera; Formicidae. The transcript is spliced from 5 exons.
GCGUUCUUCUUCCCUUCAUUUCGUGUAUCGUUGAGCGUGUGCCUAUCAAUGAUCAUCGUUCAAAAGACUAAAAUAUAAAUUUAGAAAGAAGAAUUGAAGACGUUUGCAUACAGAGAUAAUGGCAGCGACGAUGAGAUAUCUUAUGAGAUUCAAUGUGGGACUGGUGAACCAUGCUUUUCUGAGGAAUAGCUUCCUCAAUUCUUGCAGAUUCUUAUAUUCAGACAAGAGCCUGGGUAUGCAAGGCUAUGAAAAUGCACGAUUGAACUUCCGCAAUCAGUUUUUAAAUGUGGAAAAUACAUUCCGCAGCAAAAUGGAAGAAGUAUGUAAUACAGACUCGAGUAUGAUCUUCACAGAAGAUCUAAAGUCUAUGUUGCAUUUAGCUCAGAAAAAACCCGAAGACAUUGAGUUACUUAUCAAAAUGUUGACAAAAUUUAAUAAGCAAACCAAGGAGAUGAGAUUUGGUACUUUUAUGUUUGGUCCCGUAGUGAUGCGUACCCUGUAUUACUUGAAUGAACCAGACCUCGCAUACACUGCUUUCAAAGAUCCUAAGUUUGAGAAUUUCUUUGAUCAAUUCGUCAGUUACCAAAUUCUUUUAUCCCUAUUAUAUAAGCAUGGAAAGUACACAGAAAUGAGAGAUGUGUAUGACAUGAUUAAGGACAAAGACAUGGCAGACGGAUAUCCUAGGAAUUCUUUGAUAUUAGUUAUGGCUGGCUGUUAUAAGGAGAAUACACCGGAGACAUUACAGUAUGGCUUGAAAAUCUGGAAAGAAUUAGAUGACAAAGGAUACAUGAUUAUGCGUAGAGCUACUACGUUUUUAGCAGCUUUAGCCAUUAAGCAGAAUUCGUCCCACAUAGCUAUAGAAAUUUUAAGUUCUUUAAGAGAGGCUCGAUAUAUUCAGAUAAGAUGUCUGAAAAUUUUAGCCUACACAGAUUUGAAGAGGUUUACUGAGAUAGUGCCUAUGUUUAGAGCAUCAUUAGAACAUGAUAGACCCAAUGCACAAAAAGAAAGUUAUUUCAUAGAUGUGAUUGAAAAAUUGGAAGAGACUAUGGCACAGGAGAAUAUCCCUGAGAACUUCGAACUUUACAAGUUGAUUGCUUUAUUGAAAAAGGAUGAGUACAUCUCACCAAAAACUUUGGAAGAGCAUAUCUGCGCGGAAAUAGUAAUCGAUAAAACGAGAUUUAACAGAAGGAGAUUUAAUAACACACAAUUUAAUUUUUCACAGCCGCAAUCUAAUUUUUCACAGCGGUCACAAUCGUUUGUGCAUAAUAAUAAUAGACCGGCAUUGCGGGAUCUUUUGUAAGUAUGUGUUUAUGGAAGCAUUUCCAUACUUAAGUUGUAGAACGUAUCUCGUAUAACCCGCUAAUUAAUUUAUCCGAGAUAAAUUUAAAAUAAAACCAAUGAAUAAAUAAAUAUGAUUUGUUUCAA